Messenger RNA from Castor canadensis (American beaver), 1335 nucleotides. NCBI's taxonomy places the organism in Eukaryota, Metazoa, Chordata, Mammalia, Rodentia, Castoridae. The record is from RefSeq and is a predicted model, not a curated record.
AUGCCCUCUUGGAAUGCUGUACUUUCAUAGGAAGAGACGAUGGAGGAGAAAGAAGUGAAUGAUGGAUCACAGGUAGCCAGAUCCCUGGAGUCACUGACAUUCCAGGACGUGACCGUGGACUUCACCAGAGAUGAGUGGGAACAGCUGUACCCUGCUCAGAAGAACCUCUACCGAGACGUGAUGCUGGAGAACUACAGGAACCUAGUGGCACUGGGGCAUCAGCUUUACAAACCAGAGGUAAUUACUCAGUUGGAGCAAGAGGAGCAGUGGAACAAAAGAGACAGCCCACUGGACGCUCAUCCAGAUGGGGAAAACAGACAUGAAAUCGAAACAACUACAGUAAGCCAGAAUGUUUCUGGUGAAAACCAAACCCAUGACACAGUAAUGAAAAGACUAACCGGAGACAGUUUCUGGUACUCCAUCCUAGGAGGACUCUGGGAUUUUGAUUAUCAGUUAGAAUUUAACCAAGAAAACCAGAGGAGACAUCUGGGACAAGUAGCUUUCACCCACCAGAAGAGGCCACAGGAGAGAGGUACUGAAUGUAAUAAAUUUGAGGAGAACUAUAACUUGAACUCAAACCUUACUCUGCAUCAGAGAAUUCCUCCAAUUAAAAUACCCUUUCAUUAUGACACACAAGGAAAGAGCAUCAAACACAAUUCAGACUUGAUUUAUUAUCCAGGGGACUAUGGAAGAGAGACUCCCUAUGGAUAUAACGAGUAUGGAAAAAUCUCCAGUCGACAUAUUCUUCUUCCUAGUCAUAUUCAUGCCAGAGAGAAACCCAACGAAUGUGGAAAGGCCUUCCACCACAACCCGCCUCUUACCCAACCUCUCAUGGUGCUUACAGGAGAGAAACCCUACAAGUGUGAUGAAUGUGGGAAAAGGUUCAGCCAGCGAAUACAUCUUAUUCAACAUGAGAGGAUCCACACUGGGGAAAAGCCUUUCACAUGCCAUGAAUGUGGGAAGGCCUUCCGCCAGCAUUCGUCCUUUACUCAGCAUCUGAGGAUUCACACUGGAGAGAAGCCCUAUAAGUGUAAUCAGUGCGGUAAAGCCUUCAGCCGAAUCACGUCUCUUACUGAACACCAUAGACUUCACACUGGAGAGAAACCUUACGAAUGUAGUUUUUGUGGAAAAGCCUUCAGCCAGAGGACACAUCUUAAUCAACAUGAAAGAACACAUACAGGAGAGAAACCCUAUAAAUGUAAUGAAUGUGGGAAAGCCUUCAGCCAGAGCGCUCACCUUAAUCAACAUAGGAAAAUCCACACCCGUGAGAAAUUAUGUGAAUAUAAAUGUGAGAAAAUCUUCCUAAGCCACAGUCCUUCAUUUAGUGGCACAUAA